UCAUACCAUACCUUUUGGCUACACCAGCGCCAUUCUGGAAGGUUUUUGAACUGUUAUUUAUAGCAUACGCUGAACACUCCUUCAAAUUAUCUCUCAAAUGAGAAGAUACUUCUUACCUCUACUCUUCAUAAAUAUUAUCAAAGAAUACAGUAUUAUGGAACAAUUGCAAUUUGAACAUGCAAAUCUGAUCUCAUGAACUUAAAACUUCACUUAGAAAUUCUCAACUAACGACUAUCUCUCUCCACCAUCUUACUUAUUGGUAGAUGUAUAAAGUGCUGAUAUAUUUACAUUUGUUUUUAAUUACAAAUAUAAUUUUUUGACGUGACAUACCUGUAUCAUUCGUACAACGUUCUUAACCUGCUACCAAAAAUGGAGAAUUUAGGUUCAAAACCAUCGUUAAUUUCAAAAUUGAGAAUUAGAGAUACUAUAAAUAAAAUCAAAAAUAGUUCACCACAUCUACAGGAAAUUCUUAGACAGAGAUCUCGCGAAGCAAUGAUAGAAAGAAGAAAACAAGUAUUUAAUAAAAGAAGAUAUACAAAGGAUUUUGAAGAGAAUCUGCAAGUGGAGGAAAAUCUGUAUAGGGAAGAAGAGCAUUGGAUGUUGGCAGAAUAUGACCGUAUGCUGCAAAAUGAAAUUGAGUGGAUAGAAUCGCUCGUUUAUGAAGAUAAACAAAAAGUCAUUUGUCCGGUAUGCCAAAUAAAUGAAAUGAUAGAAACAUUUGAGACUGUAUCUUGCGAAGUUUGCGGAUUUCGACUAACAAAUUGUAACAAUAUCCAAAUGCUUGGAAACGCAAUUGAAAGUAGUGUUAAUAAUCAUUCUCAACAUUGCACCGCUGUGCCUGGCUUUACGGUGGUCGAAGAAAACAAAAGCUUUCUUUUGUAUAUGACAUGUGAAACAUGUUCAUUCCUAACGUGUGUUAUUUAAUGUGUCCCCCCUGUGUAGAUUUUUCAAAUAUUUAAAUACUAAAUUUAAAUAUGAAA
Polistes dominula (European paper wasp) is the source of this 980-nucleotide messenger RNA. Its product is annotated as RIP-like protein. Gene Ontology annotation, cellular component: nucleus. Gene Ontology annotation, biological process: protein import into nucleus. NCBI's taxonomy places the organism in Eukaryota, Metazoa, Arthropoda, Insecta, Hymenoptera, Vespidae. The record is from RefSeq and is a predicted model, not a curated record.